AUGAAUGCAAGCAUUCUUACCAAGGCAGCGGCCCCGGGCCGCCUGUUGUCCAGCCGCAUCUCCCGGCAAUCCAAGCUCAAGGACUCUGUCUGCAAGCGCGCCCACAUUCACACCGUCACUUACACCGUCCGGCCCACGAACUCCUCGGCUGCACGGGCGACAUGUCAAGCUCCCGUGUCCAAGCAUGCCUUCCACGCGACGUCCAAAACCUUCGCCCCGAGCGACCCAUACAAGACCCUCGGCGUCGACAAGUCGGCGUCUGCGGGUGACAUCAAGAAGGCAUACUACGGCCUGGCGAAGAAGUAUCACCCCGAUACGAACAAGGACCCCGGCGCGAAGGAGAAGUUUGGCGAAAUCCAGAGCGCAUACGAGAUCCUAUCGGACCCGAAGAAGAAGCAACAAUUCGACCAGUACGGUGCCGCUGGCUUCGACCCCAGCGGUGCACCCGGCGGCGGCGGCGACCCCUUCGGAGGAGCAGGAAACCCUUUCGGUGGCGGGUUCGGCGCGGGAGGAUUCGGCGGCGGGUUCAACUUUGACGACAUCUUUUCGGCAUUCACGGGCGGUCAAGGAUCCCCGUUUGGACGCCGCGCCAGCGGCCGGAACCCGUUCCAGCAGGAGAUCCUGGUCGGUGACAACAUCGAAGUGCAAUCGAGCAUAUCAUUCAUGGAGGCGGCCAAGGGAACGAGCAAGACCAUCACCGUGACGCCCCUGACCGAGUGUGGGACGUGUGCGGGCAGCGGCUUGAAGCAGGGCACCAAGAGGUCGGAGUGCAAGUCCUGCAACGGAACCGGUACGCGGGUGCACUUCAUGAACGGCGGUUUCCAGAUGGCGUCGACAUGCGGAGCCUGCGGCGGAACCGGUACGACCAUCCCCCGAGGCUCGGAGUGCAGGCCCUGCGCGGGCAACGGCGUCGUGAGGGAACGCAAGACCAUCACCAUCAACAUCCCCGCCGGCAUCGAGGACGGCAUGAGGCUGCGGGUCGAUGGCGCGGGCGACGCGCCCGUCACGGGCAAGAACGCCGACCCCAACGUGCGGACGCAGAAGGGUGACCUCUACGUCUUCGUGCGCGUGGCGCCCGACCCCAAGUUCCGCAGGGCGGGCUCCGACAUCCUCUACACGGCCAGCAUACCCAUCACGACGGCCAUGCUCGGAGGAGAGGUCACUGUGCCCACGCUCGACGGGCAGGUGAACGUCAAGGUGGCCACCGGCACCAACUCGGGAGACAGGCUCACGCUGUCCGGCAUGGGCAUGAGGAAGCUCGACGGCAGGAGGGGCGGAUCCGGCGACCUGAAGGUCGAGUUCAAAGUCAACAUGCCCAAGUAUCUGAGCGCGAACCAGCGCACCCUCGUGGAGAUGCUGGCGAACGAGAUGGGGGACAAGACGGCCCGGCGGAUCAUGAACGUCACGCCACAGGGAACCCAGCCUGUGUCGCCGGACGACUCUGAAUCCCACAAGAACGAGGGCUUCCUCAAGUCCAUGUGGCACACCCUGACGAACCACCCGGCCCACCAGAAGCCCUCCGAGGCGGACGCGGACAAGUCGGCGACGGACAAGAAGACGGACGAGAAGAAGGACGAUUCCAAGAAGGACUCUGGCUCCGGCUCGGCGUAA
Colletotrichum graminicola M1.001 is the source of this 1611-nucleotide messenger RNA. RefSeq names its product chaperone DnaJ. Bases 1 to 1611 code for a protein of 536 amino acids. Gene Ontology annotation, biological process: protein refolding; response to heat. Gene Ontology annotation, cellular component: cytoplasm. The record is from RefSeq and is a predicted model, not a curated record. The transcript has 3 exons. Gene Ontology annotation, molecular function: ATP binding; heat shock protein binding. Lineage: Eukaryota; Fungi; Ascomycota; Sordariomycetes; Glomerellales; Glomerellaceae.